AUGGCUUCGGCAGCAACGGCUUCACGCCAGGCGGGUCCUACUGCUGCUCCUAGCCAAACCCCUGCGAGCAAUUCCAGCCCCACCACAGCUCCUUCAGCCAUGGCACCGCCCAUUUUAGAGCCAUGGGACGGGCUUGACACUCGCAUCCUCACUGAUUUGGCACGUCGCGGUCUCAUGUCCACCUUGGAUACCAUCAAAGAGGCAAAGACGCUCAUGCUGGAUCCCUCCUUGGCUGGCCCACUCGGUCUCGUUGCCGAUGUCUCAAGCCUCAAACAGCACGGUGUUGAAAAGAUGUUUUGGCUCGAGCCCGCUUCUGCCGCUUUCGUCACCAAGAACGACGCCAAACACUCCCAGGCACAAGUAAAAGCGGGCCUCAAAUUUGUCAAUGCUCCGACAAAAUCGGUCGUCUACAUCUGCCGUCCAGAGAUCAAGUGGAUGAAGGCCAUUGCUGAACAUCUUCGAGCCGACCGAAGUGUUCGUCCCACUUCUCCACUGCAACACACAUAUACUAUCUCGUUCGUCCCUCACAGGACCGAGCCCUGUCUUCAGUUUCUAGAUCAGGAAGCUGUGCUGUCCGACGUCUCGCUCCUCGACUUUGGUCUUGAGUUCGUACCGCUCGACCACGACCUCAUCAGCCUCGAAGAUGAGACAGCAUGGAAGAGGAUCUAUUGCGAUGGCGAUCAUACGCCCAUCUUCAGAUCUGCGCAGGCGCUUAUGACGCUGCAGCACGCGUAUGGUCUCUUUCCUCGCAUCCUCGGCAAAGGAGCGCUUGCACGUCGUUUAGCCGAUCUUCUGAUUCGGCAGAGGCGAGAACAUUUGGCCUCGGACCCCUCAAGCCCAGCACUCACAGCACCGAGUCAUUUGAUUGACAGCCUGAUCAUUAUCGAUCGUGCUGUUGACUAUGCCACGCCACUGUGUACUCAACUCACCUACGAAGGCCUUGUUGAUGAAGUGGUUGGUAUCAACAACGGCCACGUUGAGGUCGAUCCUGCCUUGCUCACUGGUCACGCACAGACGGCUGAGGUUGGCGCUCAGCCGCACGCCUCGGGUAGUGGCACACCCUUGCAGAUGACGUCGGCGCCUAAGAAGCGUAAGCAUCGCCUCGACGCUAGCACCGAUCUUCUCUUUGCUGAGAUUCGCAAUCUCAACUUUGCCGUCGUUGGAGAUUGUCUGCAUCGUGCGGCGAAACGUCUCAAUCAGGACUACGAGGGUCGGCAUCAAGCCAAGACGGUAUCUCAGAUUCGUGCAUUCGUGGGCAAGCUUGGUGGCCUUCAGUCUGAGCACGCCUGCUUGCGCCUCCACACUGGCUUGACUGAGAAGAUCAUGGAAUGGACCUCGAGGGAAGAAUUCAACCGCAUGCUUGAGGUGCAGCAGAACUCGGUCGCUGGGCUUGAUCUGCCAGCACAGUACCAGGCUAUAGAGGAUAUGGUCAACGAAGAGCGCGAUCUGGUGGGCGUGCUCAGGCUCUUGUGUUUGACCAGCGUAGUAGGGCUCGGCAGCACCGCUGGUGGCAUCAAAGCCAAGAACCUCGAGUUUGUUAAGCGCGAGAUCUUGCAGACCUAUGGGUACCAGCAUUUGCCAUUACUACUUGCGCUUCAAAAGGUGGGGCUGCUGACACGCGCGUCUGCCAUUCCUGCGACCAGCAGCACGGGCGGAUUUGGUGGUGCCCUCUCCAGCGUUGUCGGCGUUGGAAACUCGAGCGCAAAUGCUGCGGGAGACUCUGAGAGUCGCGGCAGCGCCGAGGAAGGAGGUAAAGGCGGGUUCGCUUCGGUGCGCCGAAGUCUGCGGCUCAUUAAUGACGAUGUGGACGAACGCGCACCAACCGACAUUUCGUAUGUUUACUCUGGCUAUGCACCGCUAUCGAUCCGACUCGUGCAGGCGAUUGCACAGAAGGAAGCAUUGCUGGAUCCAUCGCGUUCGGAUCCGAAUGCGAAACCCGUGCGUGCUGUCAAACCACGCGCUCACCCGAUCGUGGGAUGGCGUGGUUUCGACGAUGCUGUCAACCAGCUGCCCGGUGCCACUUUUGACGAGAUCCAAUCUGGAUCUAUGGCGGGGAAUACAGGCAGCAAUGCAGAAUUGGGUCAAGGCGCGUCGUCGUCAGGAGCAGCUUCGUUGCUGCCGCCGACGGAUCCUGACGCGGUAACUAGCACGCUCGUGUUCUUCCUCGGUGGUGUUACCUAUACCGAGCUCGCAGCAUUGAGGUUCAUGAAUGCGCAAACCAGAAACCGUCGUUUCGUCGUGGCCACGACCAACACGAUCAACGGAAACAAGAUGAUCAACGACUUGGCAGAGACUCGUCUCUGA
Messenger RNA from Mycosarcoma maydis (corn smut), 2304 nucleotides. RefSeq names its product putative vacuolar sorting protein (hbrA). The coding region runs from base 1 to 2304 and encodes 767 amino acids. The transcript is spliced from 2 exons. NCBI's taxonomy places the organism in Eukaryota, Fungi, Basidiomycota, Ustilaginomycetes, Ustilaginales. The record is from RefSeq and is a predicted model, not a curated record. Gene Ontology annotation, biological process: intracellular protein transport; vesicle-mediated transport. Gene Ontology annotation, cellular component: CORVET complex; fungal-type vacuole.